Molecule: messenger RNA, 2786 nt
Organism: Rosa chinensis
Lineage: Eukaryota; Viridiplantae; Streptophyta; Magnoliopsida; Rosales; Rosaceae
Product: elongator complex protein 5
Exons: 18
Coding region: 1117-2241 (374 amino acids)
Biological process (GO): tRNA wobble uridine modification
Cellular component (GO): elongator holoenzyme complex; cytosol; nucleus
Molecular function (GO): tRNA binding
Source: RefSeq, a predicted model, not a curated record
GAGAGAGCAGAACGAUAUAGGCUUUAGGGAGAGUUUUAGACUGAGAGUCUAGAGAGGGAGAGAGAGCGGGAGAGCGGGACAAAUAGCUUCAUAACGAUAGCGGGAUAGAAAGAAAAAGGGGGUUUCAGAGAGUUGCAGGCAGAAAGAGAGAGUUUUCUGCAUUUGCUUGGAUUUUCAACAAACAAAAAGAUCAGUUAAGAGUACUGGUUUGAUUUCUAAGGUCUGGAUUACUGCCUUUCGCUUUCUUGUCCUGAGUCAUCUUUUUCAAUUAUCAAGAACGAUCGACAGAGAGAGAGAGAGAGAGAGAGAGAUAGAGAAGGAGAUCGGAGGCAAAUCCCUAAAGCAUAGAGUCGUCGCCCAGUCAAUCCAAUUGAAUCCGAUAAUUUCAAGCUAGGGUUCCAAAGUUUGAACCUUUAAUCCGUCUUUGUAAAGUCUGAGGCAUUCAAACAGAAAAGGGAAGAAGGGAAAUCAGUUUCAUCUCGAAUUUCAUAGACCGAGUUUAUUGCCUUCUCUUUUCUUCCAUCUGCCUCCUAAACUGCAAACAAUCAAUUGAUUUGACGGUGAAGCUACAAAACUCUAGAAAUCAAUUGAUCCUCCUGACUGAUCUCCAUCUCCCACUGUCCUCUUAAAUUUUCAGAUUCAUCACACUUCACAACAAUCAGUCAUCUCGUUUCAAGCCCCGCCGCCGCAACUUGGAGCACAGAGCACUCCCGACUCGGCGACCUGUAACUCUGCAAGAGUGCAAGGCUGGAAGCCUGGAACCAGCAACCCAUUUCUGCGGCUCCGCCUCUCCGGUCUCCGCGCUCCUCCUCUCUGGUCUCUGCGCUCCGUGCCUCCCCCUCCAGAUUUGCAGACAGUUAAAGACUCAAAAUGAUAUAAUUGCUUGGCCUAUGGAUACUGAUUAACUGAUGGUAUAUACGAUCGUAUAUUGAUCUUGAUGUUGAUUACUUGAUUUUAAUUAAGUUUGUAACUUUGUAUGAUUCAUGAUUCAUGAGGAGAAGGGCUCAGACCUCAGAAGCAGAGGGCCACAAUUCCUUUGAGAAAGCUUGAAAAAAAAUAAAGAAGUCCAAGCCCCACCGAACUUAGAAUCCUUGAUCCGCCUCACUAAGGGCAACAAUGGCGAUGGAAUGGAUUUGCAGAGCACUUCGAGACGGAGCUUUGGAAGGCGAGCACGCGCCAGCUCUUACAAUAAAGGACUUCAUGGCCUCACCUCUAGGCUUCGACGUCUUCACUCACUUCCUCUCUCACCACUCCACCAAUAUCUCUGCUGGCAAAUCUCAAUCGCGAGGUCUCGUGCUCGUCGCGUUUUCUCGGAGUCCCUCGUUUUACUUGGACUUGUUGAGCAAGAGGGGACUUCCUAUUGCUUCGUCUCACCACUGGAUUCGGAUUCUUGAUUGUUACACGGAUCCUCUUGGUUGGAAGGAUCAGAUGGGGCAGUGUGGGAGUGCGACCAAACUCUCUUAUGACAUAGCUAGUAUUUGUGGGAAUGUGAAGGAUGUGGAUAGUCUCUUCUCUUUGAUUAUUUCACUUGGAAGAGGAUUUGUUGUACAAGGGAAAGUUCGCUUUUGUGUUGCAAUAGACUCAGUAAAUGAAAUGUUAAGAUAUGCAUCCUUGUCAUCAGUUGCUGGCCUUAUAAGCAGUCUUCGUUGCUGUGCAGAUCAGAUUUCAAGCAUCUUUUGGUUUUGUCAUGCGGAUCUUUGUGAAGAAAGGGCAACUUCUACUCUUGAAUAUAUGUCAUCUAUGGUGGCCAGCAUUGAGCCAUUAAUCCAGUUUGCAAAUGGACAAAUAAGUAAUUCAGAGAAUCUUUCUUUACUUGAUCAAAAUUUUACUAGAGGGAAACUUCAUCUCCGGUGCAAGCGGAGAAAUGGACGUGUACGAGUGAUGUUUGAAGAAAUUCACCUUGGGCAGUCAGGCAUCAACGUUACAUCCACUUCAUUUGAAGGAGUAAUCAAUCAAGGUCUUGUUCCCAAGGUGCAAUUUAGUCUACAACUAUCAGAGAAAGAGCUAAAGGAUAGGGCUAAUGUUGUACUUCCAUUUGAACACCAAGGAAAUGGUAAACCUGUACAAAUUUAUGAUGGGCGAAAAUCUCUUACGGAUAGCAAGUAUGAGGUAGCUCCCAUACCAAACGGGAUUUCAGAUAUAGAUAAGGAGUCUGGCAAGGGAGAAAUAAUAUAUUUUCGCGAUUCAGAAGACGAAAUGCCAGAUUCUGAUGAGGACCCUGAUGAUGAUUUAGACAUAUAGUGUUUUGACUGAUUUCCCAUUCGCAAUGGUGGUCAAUGGUGCUCUGCAGCUUCAUCAUCAGUUCAUUUGCCAACAAUCUGUUCUCGAGCAAUAUUUCAUCAUACUUGUCUACACAUUGGGCUUUUUGUAUCCUGGUGUCUCAUUCAUGAUUGAGAACUGACUCAUUGCAGCUUCUGUUUAUUGAUCAGCGGAAUUUAUUUCAAUGCUGGCUGCUACAAGUUUUUGUCACUCAGGCCAUGGGUUUCAUGAUGAUUGAUGUAUAUGUGUUUGAAUUGAGUGUCUCUAACCCAUUUACACGUUGUGAUGUUCCCAUAGACCCUCAUUGUUGUUCCAUUGACUAAUGGAAGGCCGAUGUUAUUUGUGAUCUUUGCAAGGGUUAAAUAGAAAUCAGUUUUACUAUAUUUUUUUCUUUUGGUUAGGUUAAGGGAUUUGAUUUUGUCGAUUCCUUUAUUUUUUUGGUAGAAACAGUAACUUUAUUGGUAAAGUUUGUAACACGACAAAGAAACUUGUCGUUGCGUUUGCCUUGAAAAAAUGAGUUUCUCACA